AUGGAAGCUUCCCGUCCUUCCCCAGAGGGGCGCAUUCUUCCGCCCCGCGCUGCAAGAACGGUCGAAGUCGAACCAGUCAACACGGCAAGCUCCGCGAAUGCGAUUAAGGAGGCUACUGGGAAAUCAGAGCGGUCGGACAACGUCAUGAUAACCUUGUCUCUUACCCCCGAUCCUCCGGUCGCUCCGCCGAGUCGCUCGACUUUCCCCCGCGCCCAUUAUCGCUCGCGGUCGUUGGCGGAGGUCUCGGGUGUCCCUCCAAUGACGCGCGCUCACUCGUCCCCGGGGCUGGACUCCAAAGGGCGAUAUAUCUUCGUCAAUGGUCGAGAAGCGCCUUCAAUUCAGAAUGAUAAUACUCCAAGACGGUAUCUACCUUUGCAGAUACCUUCAAGGGAUUCCCUCGAAGCCAGGAUGGCACCUCUGAAUAUUUCAGAAACGAUCUCGGAGCACGCUGAGCUUGACACAACCAUGAAAUCACCACCACAUGGGGAUUCCUCCACCACAUCUCCCGUCGCAUCACACAACCUGCGUGUCGGGCGCCGACGACCAUCAUCACCCCUCCACUUCCCCAGUGCGACUUCGAUCACCCAGCCUACUAGCAGUCCCUCGUCGAUCCAUUCGUCACCAGUGGUCCUCGGCUCAAAAUUCAACGAAGCCUUCCCGGGAUACUCGACUUCCUCUACGUCGUCAGUACCAUCGACUCCUACGAGCCUCCGAUCGCGCAGUCCGAGCAUAUCCUCUCUCGAGACCAUCCCAGAUAUUCCUGAUGCCGAGGAUGCAGCCAUCGAAGCCGACCGAAUUGCAGCGCUCAAGGCUGCCGCAGAUAGGGCAGACGAAGCGGAGGCGGCAGCCAACGGGAGCAGGCGCCGUGGUACAUCUGAUGCUUUGGGUCCUGCGGGUUCUUCUGGCUCUAUGCGAGGCGGCUCAGGAGUCUACGGGGCGAGAAUCGACAAGAGGAAGCGCUGGAGUGUCUGUGGAGCGGAACGUCGGCAAGACCUUGACCUGGAAACGAUCUGGGAAGAUUAA
Molecule: messenger RNA, 1023 nt
Organism: Aspergillus fischeri NRRL 181
Lineage: Eukaryota; Fungi; Ascomycota; Eurotiomycetes; Eurotiales; Aspergillaceae
Exons: 1
Coding region: 1-1023 (340 amino acids)
Source: RefSeq, a predicted model, not a curated record